GGUGAAUGAAUGUGAAUGGCUGAUUAAAGAAUACAUUAAACGAAGGUUCCCGAGUUGUGUUGAGACGCCAAAAGAAGAGCUUUUCACUGAAGCCCUUUGGACACUUGUUGAUUUCUUUCUGCAGACCGAACCGAUGAAACAGCAGGAACAAGUGGAGUGGGAUGACGUGAACAAACGUUUACAACAUCAUGGUUUUAAACCGGUGUUUUUUGCAGAUCCCGCUGAGAAUAAGAGUCCUGCAGAUUUGGUCCUUCUGGACAAGAAGUCAGCUGCUGAGCUGAGGACAACUCUGAGGGUGAUGCUCACAGACUCAGAGAGAAGGCAGGCCCUGAUCCAGGAGCUUGUCAUGUCCAACAACCAGCUCAAAAUGGAGGUUCAGGAGCACAUGAGCCGAGCAGCUCAGCAGUGUCAGAGGGUCACAGAGCUGGAGGAACUGUUGGACAAGGUGAAGACCAGAGUCCAGGAUCUGGAGGACCGCUACCUUAGCAAGGCAGUCCAGCAGCACAGCCACACACAGCAACUGCAGAAGGAAAAACUGGAAGCACACAGACAGUGUGAGAUUCUAGAGCAAAAGCUGUCGAAACAGAAAGAGGAGGCAACCCAGCUUCAGAGGAAACUCCAUUUCAUCACCAAAAAAGAAGAGCAGCGAUUGGCUUUGCAGCGUCAAGCCUCCCAGCAGAGGUCUCCUGCAGAUCAACAAGCCAACUUCCUGUGGAGCUCGCCAAAACAAGACGGCACAGCUGAGAUUAGCGAGCUCAUCAGUGACCCAGCCAAGGAAGCCCGGCUGUGUGUCUACUAUCAUCAUCUGUUGAAUGAGAUCAGUGCAGUUGUAACUGAUCAUAAAGGUCCUCUGAGAGUGCACAGACCGGACUUCCAGGAUGUCCUGUCUACACUGAAAGUGUGGGCAGAGCAGCUCGAUCUGCUGAAGGGUCUUCAGUGCAGUUUAAAAGAACUGUCUGUCAGACUAAUGCCCUUACAACCAUGCGAUGGUGGUUAUAACACUGACGAAGCAGCAGAGGUUGGAGACAUGUUGCUGCUUGUAGACGCCAUGCUGGAAAAUGCCUCGGCUGAUGAUAAGGUCCUCAGAAGCCCCACUCGACACACUCUGGAGUCCAUGGUGUCUCAUUUUCAGAAGCUGUUUGACGUCAUCAUCAUGAAGGUGAAACAGCACGAGGAGUUCUUCCCUGCGUUCCAUGCCCUGGUUACAGGAAUCUUACAGACUCUAGGAGUGAGCCACCUAGACGACAUCCUGCCAGCUCUGAAGGCUUUGACAGAAACAGCACAGUGACCUGAUCAGCUUUUUGUUUUUAGUCAAACCUCUAUUUUAUAAGCUGCCUGAAAGCAUGGCUGAUGCUGUUUUCACCUCUGUGUGGAUGAUGCCAGCAGAUUUUUACACUUUUGAUACUUACCAUUGUAAACCUGGCAGGAGUAGAUGAGUUAAAGGCACGAUGUGAUGGUGGAGGUGCCGUAGGAGGUGUGGUCUCUGAAAAUCACGUCAGUACUGUCAGCACUUGUGUUUGACAUGUGUACAUAGCUGUAACAAAAGCAGGCCCCAAACAUGGGAGGAAUAAAGCAUUUGUCAGUUAUUAGCA
Haplochromis burtoni (Burton's mouthbrooder) is the source of this 1592-nucleotide messenger RNA. It is a transcript of the gene cep70, whose product is annotated as centrosomal protein 70. Gene Ontology annotation, cellular component: centrosome. Gene Ontology annotation, biological process: regulation of microtubule cytoskeleton organization; cilium assembly. NCBI's taxonomy places the organism in Eukaryota, Metazoa, Chordata, Actinopteri, Cichliformes, Cichlidae. The record is from RefSeq and is a predicted model, not a curated record. Gene Ontology annotation, molecular function: gamma-tubulin binding.